Molecule: messenger RNA, 6957 nt
Organism: Coregonus sp. 'balchen'
Lineage: Eukaryota; Metazoa; Chordata; Actinopteri; Salmoniformes; Salmonidae
Source: the annotation of a GenBank genome assembly
AUGGCAGGUAAUUACAAAAGUUUUCGUUACUUGCAUGCCAAUACACUUGACAGAUGGACUGUUUGACACAAUAAUUGCAAAUAAUUAGAGGUGUGUGUGUGUGUUCCAGAACUGCUUGAUGUAGCUUUUCUGGUUCAUUUUGUAAAUUGGCCAAUCGGCUGCCUUUUGAAGCAUGAUUCCUAGAAAGCAAAACUAGUCAGAUACUGUGAACCAACUCCAAUACCAAAGAGUGAGUGGAACCUGUUUUAAUUCUAUACCUUCUGCUUAAUAUUUUUACAGAUCCAGCCAUGCACCGAGAUUGCCCUCUCGACUGCAAGGUCUAUGUGGGAAACCUGGGGAAUAAUGGCAACAAGACAGAGCUGGAGAGGUCCUUUGGCUAUUAUGGACCACUUCGCAGUGUCUGGGUAGCAAGGAACCCCCCAGGCUUUGCUUUUGUGGAAUUUGAAGAUCCAAGGGACGCAACAGACGCAGUGAGGGAGCUUGAUGGAAGGUAAAGCCUAAGAAGUUUGUCUGGUAUAAAAAAUAAUAACUGAAUGAUAGAAUCAGGAAAUUGAGGACUGUUGAAAUGAGAGAUAAUCACUAAAGUUUUCGUUCCUUGCAUGCCAAUACACUUGACAGAUUGACUGUUUGACACAAGAAAUUAGAGGUGUUCCAGAACUGUUUGAAGUAGCUUUUCUGGUUUUUCUAUAUGAAUGCCAAGUUAUCUCCAUAUGCUUUUCACUUUAUAAAAUAACUUUGACAGAGCCUAGUUUGCUUGGAGAUCCUUGUUUCCAAGCAAGGCACUUAAUCUGAUAUUUGGAAGGACUACCUAUUAAUUUAAGUUGCCACGUGCCUCCAUUUAACUACCCGAUAGUUGGCGAAACAAGUCCAUGCAUGCCAUAAUGUUUUGGUGACUGUUUAACCAUAUGCCCUGCGGUAACAUCCUUAUUGAUCUGCACAGGACACUAAGUGGUUCUCGUGUGCGAGUGGAGCUGUCCAAUGGUGAGAAACGCACCCGCAACCGAGGUCCUCCUCCCUCAUGGAGCAGACGUCCUCGAGAUGAGCAUCGCGGGCGUCGUGGUAGCCCGCCCGCCAGGCGCAGGUAACCCAUCUACCGUACAGGGCUUUAUGAUAGCAAUACCCAACAGACUACUAAUCCCUUUCUGCCCCUUUUCCUAGUUAAACUAACGUUUUAUUCCUGUGUCUUCUUUCCAAACUGCGUCUCCUGUUUCUCUGCAACAUGUUGAUAGUUUAGCUCUGACUGUUUGAGAACCCUUGUUUCCAUGGUAAUCUACAGUGGUUACUGAUGUGGUGCUGAAAACGUGCUGUUUUCAUCAUUAUCGUUGUUGUUCAAUUUAACGAGUUCCAGGGUAUUUUAGAUCCAGGGGGUGGGUACAGUGUGAAAUGAAGUGUGCUGCUUUGUAUGCCAAGUUAGGUACAUUGGCAUUUACUGCUGCCACAUUUUCAAAAAAUUUGGAUUGCAAGCUUUACACUUUCCUGACGCACUGAAUGUGUUUUGGAAGUGUACUAUACCGUGUGCACUUGCAAGAUUAUUUUAAUAUUUGGCAAAGUGUAAAAAUCGCAGCUAGCUUUUUAAGUAGGUGAUUCGUAUUGCAAAGCAUUACCUAUCUAUGAACCGGGUGGGAGGGAAGCUUAAUGAUGCUAGAUUGGUUGUUUUUGUUACAAAUUGAGGUUGCUUUUUUAUUUACCAUUUAUAUUAAUAAAAAUGAACCCCCGUUACAGAGUCAUCACCAUGCCUCUUCUCACCACCCUCUGAGUCAGUCAACUAGUCCUCUUUCAGCAUCAUGUGACCUCUGACCAGCGUGCCCCAAUCAGCUUGGCUGGUGUCGUGUCACAUGACCCAGGCAUGGCCAGUCGUCAGGUUGCACCAGCCCAUUGGUUCCUGCGCAUGCAGUUCUCAGCCUCCUCCUCCAACCUUAACCCAAUCGGCAGCGGCCCACCUCCCAUUCCCGACCAAUCAGCGUUUUACGUCCCCAAAUGUCUACACUACAACCUACCAGCAGCAGCCUUCGGCUAACCAAUAAAAGCAGGAAAAAUCCACAGCCAGCCCCCAUCCGCCAGCCAACUAAUCACCUCGCAGCAUCUGGCCAGUCCUUUUCAGCCAAAUCUGCCUACCCGGCCGACAGUCUGCCACCCCUUCGUCAUUUCUAGCUUGUUGAAAACCAAAAGACUAGUAAGUUUUUCCUGCUUCAUACAGUACACUGCUGAUUACAAAUUUAAAAAUGAAGAGAAAGCUGCCUUAAAAAAAGGUUAUCCUUUUUUAUUUGAAUCAAACGUGGUUUGUAUUUCACACUAAUUACUGUAAUCCGUUGAUUUAAAGGGGAGUGGCUCUACAUCCAGUGAGUCUAGGACCCUGACAUUUUGAGAAAUGUGAAUUAUUAAUUUGUGACUUUCUAAAUGUUCAAAGGAGCUAUUCUGAUCAGUGCUUCCCCUUCCAAAGGGUAGGUCCCUCCCUGGUUUAGGUCACAGUGGUCCCAUCUUUUGUGUGCUUUGCGGUUGUGCUCAAUAUGUAACCUUGAUUUUACUGCAGCAUUGAGUCCCCGUACCCAAUGUUUUACCAUUAGUUAUGUUACAACCCUCCAUUUCCUUACCUCUUCCCAUUUGGUAUAAUUGCACUUCUUUCCCAAGCACUUUUUGCCAUUCACUCAGCUGGCAGUAUUAACUAACCCAUUACCUUUUUAUGGGAGGUGAUGACUGAAUUUUGGAUUACAAAUGCCUUAUCAGCAGUCACCCAUUCUCAUCCCUUAGGAGGGGUGUAGACAAUAACUUUGUGCUCACUGAGGGGCAGUUUUCAGUGGGGACUGUAGGGUUUACUUCAGGGGAGUACAGGUAAUUGGGGGUCGGAUGGGUUUGGUAUCAAUGGGUCACCAAUGUAUUGCGCUCUGCUUUUGACACCCUCUCACCACCACCCCCACCCCCCGCAGAUCCCCACGUAGGAGGAGCUUCAGCCGCAGCCGAAGCAGGUAUGUUGACAACCAUAAGCGUAAUAGUAAAAGUUAACAGCCAUACUGUGGGCAAGUAAGAUCAAAACAGAUGAUUGGUCAUAGAAGCGUGGACUAAAGGACCAUAUUUUGAAUCAUACUUACAGUACCAGUCAAAAGUUUGGACACCUACUCAUUCAUUGGUUUUUCUUUAUUUUUACUAUUUUCUACAUUGUAGAAUAAUAGUGAAGACAGCAAAACUAUGAAAUAACACAUAUGGAAUCAUGUAGUAACCAAAAAAGUGUUAAACAAAUCAAAAUAUAUUUUAUAUUUAAGAUUCUUCAAAUAGUCACCCUUUGCCUUGAUGACAGCAUUGCACACUCUGGGCGUUCUCUCAACCAGCUUCACCUGGAAUGCUUUUCUACAGUCUUGAAGGAGUUCCCACAUAUGCUGCGCACUUGUUGGCUGCUUUUCCUUCACUCUGCGGUCCAAACCAUCUCAAUUGGGUUGAGGUUGGGUGAUUUGUGGAGGCCAGGUCAUCUGAUGCAGCACUCCAUCACUGUCCUUCUUGGUAAAAUAGCCUUUACACAGCCUGGAGGUGUGUUGGACCAUCUGGUUUGCGCUUCGUGCGGUCCCACUAAGCGCAAACCAGAUGGGAUGGCCUGUCGCUGCAGAAUGGUGUGGUAGCCAUGCUGGUUGUGUGGGAACCACACAUGCAGACAUCAUCCGUUCACCUACUCUGUGCCUCACAAAGACACGGUGAUUGGAACCAAAAAUCUCAUGUGGAUUUAUCAGACAGGACAGAUUUCCACCAGUUUAAUGUCCAUUGUUUGUGUUUCUUGGCCCAAGGAAGUCUCUUCUUCUUAUUGGUGUCCUUUUUUAGUGGUUUCUUUGCAGCAAUUUGACAAUGAAGGCCUGAUUCACGCAGUGUCCUCUGAACAGUUGAUGUUGAGAUGUCUGUUACUUUUAUUUGUACUGCAAUCUGAGGUGCAGUUUACUCUAAUGAAAUUGUCCUCUGCAGCAGAGGUAACUGGGUCUUCCAUUCGUGUGCUGGUCCUCAUGAGAGCCAGUUUGCGCUUGAUGGUAUACAGACGAUAGCCCUAUUUGGUAAAAGACCUUCAUGUCUUAAAGUAAUGCUGGACUGUCUUUCUCUUUGCUUAUUUGAGCUGUUCUUGCCAUAAUAUGGACUUGGUCUUUUACCAAAUAGGGCUAUCGUCUGUAUACCAGCCCUACCUUGUCACAACACAACUGAUUGGCUCAAACGCAUUAAAAAUAAAUUCCACAAAUUAACUUUUAAGAAGGCACACCUGUUAAAUGAAAUGCAUUCCAAGUGACUACCUCAUGAAGCUGUUUGAGAGAAUGCAAAGCUGUCAUCAAGGCAAAGGGUGGCUACUUUGAAGAAUCUCAAAUAUGAAAUAUAUUAACACUUUUGGUUACUACAUGAUUCCAUAUGUGUUAUAUCAUAGUUUUGAUGUCUUCUCUAUUAUUGACUGGGACUAAUAUAUAUGUGUAUGUAUGUACAGUGGGGAGAACAAGUAUUUGAUACACUGCUGAUUUUGCAGGUUUUCCUACUUACAAAGCAUGUAGAUGUCUGUAAUUUUUAUCAUCGGUACACUUCAACUGUGAGAGAUGGAAUUUAAAACAAAAAUCCAGAAAAUCACAUUGUAUGACUUAAGUAAUUAAUUUGCAUUUUAUUGCAUGACAUAAGUAUUUGAUACAUCAGAAAAGCAGAACUUAAUAUUUGGUACAGAAACCUUUGUUUGCAAUUAGAGAUCAUACGUUUCCUGUAGGUCUUGACCAUGUUUGCACACACUGCAGCAGGGAUUUUGGCCCACUCCUCCAUACAGACCUUCUCCAGAUCCUUCAGGUUUCGGGGCUGUCGCUGGGCAAUACGGGCUUUCAGCUCCCUCCAAAGAUUUUGUAUUGGGUUCAGGUCUGGAGACUGGAUAGGCCACUCCAGGACCUUGAGAUGCUUUUUACGGAGCCACUCCUUAGUUGCCCUGGCUGUGUGUUUCGGGUUGUUGUCAUGCUGGAAGACCCAGCCACGACCCAUCUGCAAUGCUCUUACUGAGGGAAGGAGGUUGUUGGCCAAGAUCUCGCGAUACAUGGCCCCAUCCAUCCUCCCCUCAAUACGGUGCAGUCGUCCUGUCCCCUUUGCAGAAAAGCAUCCCCAAAGAAUGUUUCCACCUCCAUGCUUCACGGUUGGGAUGGUGUUCUUGGGGUUGUACUCAUCCUUCUUCUUCCUCCAAACAUGACGAGUGGAGUUUAGACCAAAAAGCUAUAUUUUUGUCUCAUCAGACCACAUUACCUUCUCCCAUUCCUCCUCUGGAUCAUCCAGAUGGUCAUUGGCAAACUUCAGACGGGCCUGGACAUGCGCUGGCUUGAGCAGGGGGACCUUGCGUGCGCUGCAGGAUUUUAAUCUUUGAGACUGUGGUCCCAGUUCUCUUCAGGUCAUUGACCAGGUCCUGCCGUGUAGUUCUGGGCUGAUCCCUCACCUUCCUCAUGAUCAUUGAUGCCCCACAAGGUGAGAUAUUGCAUGGAGCCCCAGACCGAGGGUGAUUGACCGUCAUCUUGAACUUCUUCCAUUUUCUAAUAAUUGCGCCAACAGUUGUUGCCUUCUCACCAAGCUGCUUGCCUAUUGUCCUGUAGCCCAUCCCAGCCUUGUGCAGGUCUACAAUUUUAUCCCUGAUGUCCUUACACAGCUCUCUGGUCGUCUUGGCCAUUGUGGAGAGGUUGGAGUCUGUUUGAUUGUGUGGACAGGUGUCUUUUAUACAGGUAACGAGUUCAAACAGGUGCAGUUAAUACAGGUAAUGAGUGGAGAACAGGAGGGCUUCUUAAAGAAAAACUAACAGGUCUGUGAGAGCCGGAAUUCUUAUUGGUUGGUAAGUGAUCAAAUACGUAUGUCAUGCAAUAAAAUGCAAAUGAAUUACUUAAAAAUCAUAUGUGAUUUUCUGGAUUUUUGUUUUAGAUUCCGUCUCUCACAGUUGAAGUGUACCUAUGAUAAAAAUUACAGACCUCUACAUGCUUUGUAAGUAGGAAACACUGCCGAUUUUGCAGGUUAUCAAAUACUUGUUCUCCCCACUGUAUACAUGUAUGACAAGUAUUUGUUCUCUUAACACACCCUCUGUCAGUUAGCACAGCUUUCCAAACUUCUCAAUGAUGACAUCCUCUUGUCAACAGAGGCCUUAGUAAGAUGCAGGUUGCUUUGGUUAAUUAUGUGGUUCCUUCUGUAUUCAGGUCUCUCUCCAGAGACAGGAAGAGGGAGAGAUCUCUGUCCCGGGACAGGAACCAUAAACCCUCAAGAUCAUUCUCUCGAUCAAGGAGGUAAGCAGGAGGGGUUUUAACAGAAAGAGCAAAGAUCUUAUAUCUUGUCUUAACAAUGAAACCGCUUUACUUGUUUGUAUGUAAUGGUAACAGACCAUGGCUGUAACAUUGUUCCGAGAGUGCAUGAAUGCUCCAGAUAAAGUUUGUAUUAACAUUCUGGCUUAACUGUUUUCCCCCUUCUCACAGCCGCUCCAGAUCUACUGAGAGAAAGUAAGAAGAUUCACUGCAAUCGGGUUUGAAGGCAAAUAAGAUGGAUGAACGAACGGGCGUCCCUCUAGCGAGUCGUUUCAUGUGAUGGACUUUAAAAUCCCCUCUGGUCAUUUUUUGUCUUUUUUUUUUUUUUUUUAACAAUCAAAUAUGUUAACGGUUUAGUGUUUGCUUCUUUGUGACAUGCUAGGUAUCCAUUUCCUCUGUAUUUUGUAAAUAAGUGGGUAUGCAGUUGUAAUGCGUUACUGAAAGGGCUGAACUCGAGAACCAACUUCUUAUUGAAAAUAGCAUAUGACAUUGAUGUUAGUCAAACUUUUAUUCCAGUGCCAAAAUUGACAAAAAUGCAAGUAGGUACAUUUUGGUGAUAGUGGUACAUUUUGGUGAUAGUCAGUAUCGUCCAAAACAGACUUGUGAGAUUUGUGUACAUGAGUUCGGCAUGACUUGAGUGUUGAGUCUCUGUAUGUCUAUAAAAGUACCAGGUCAAGGAAAUGCCCUUUUUUUUUUU